Messenger RNA from Acipenser ruthenus (sterlet), 6207 nucleotides. RefSeq names its product potassium voltage-gated channel subfamily D member 2-like. Gene Ontology annotation, cellular component: membrane; voltage-gated potassium channel complex. NCBI's taxonomy places the organism in Eukaryota, Metazoa, Chordata, Actinopteri, Acipenseriformes, Acipenseridae. The transcript has 6 exons. Gene Ontology annotation, biological process: potassium ion transmembrane transport; protein homooligomerization. The coding region runs from base 692 to 2470 and encodes 592 amino acids. Gene Ontology annotation, molecular function: A-type (transient outward) potassium channel activity; protein binding. The record is from RefSeq and is a predicted model, not a curated record.
UAUCCAGAACAGAGCACAACUGAACCACAAUAUUCUUGCUCGCCCUGGCUAGGUAAAGUAUAGAAGAACAAGCGAUCACUUGAACUUGCCUGAACUACUUUGAUAAUUUGUUUUCUUCAUUCCCUGGAUCUUUGCAUCGAUUUGUCUUGCUUCCAGGUAUUGACUUCAGUCACAUCUCAGAAGGCUUUCUUUUUUCUCUCCAUUUCGCACAGCACAGACGUGUGAGAGGUGGUCUUCAUUCAACGAGUGCAGUUCUACAGCGCUUUUCUUCAAGUGGAAUAUUAGACAUACGCUAAAGAUCAGCCGUGUUAUUUUCUAAUGUAACUAAUAAUCAAAAUGAUUAGAAGGUUUGAUAGUUGUUGACAGUACGUAAUGAGUGGUAAACCACCAGGCGUGAUUACGUGUCCCUUGAACUUGUUGCUGCUCUUUUGAAACCUUUAUGAAGGGAUUCUCCAGUGCUUGGUGCUUGGGAUGCAAUGCAGCUCUCCUAACCGACAUAAGGAAAACAAGGAUAAGAAACAUAUAUGAACAGAUCGUAGAAGAACUAUAAUUUCAAAACUCUUCAUGUUUUCCAUUCAAAUUAAUAGACUUUCUGUAGAGAUGUCCUUUCAUCGACUCUGUGCUUCUGUAAUUCCCCAGUGAGGAUCGGUUGAUUGCUUUGGCUGGAGUUAGGUGUAGCAAACAGGUCGAAAUGGCAGCGGGAGUAGCAGCGUGGCUUCCCUUUGCCCGAGCAGCGGCCAUAGGAUGGAUGCCAGUAGCCAGUGCCCCUAUGCCAUUAGCACCCAGAGAAAAAAGGAGAGCACAGGACGGCUUUAUUAUCCUCAACGUAAGUGGGACCAAGUUUCAAACCUGGAGGAGUACUUUGGAGAGGUACCCGGACACCUUACUUGGAAGCACAGAGAAGGACUUCUUUUUUAAUGAGGAAAUUAAUGAGUAUUUCUUUGACCGAGACCCAGACAUUUUCAGGCACAUACUUAAUUUCUACCGCACUGGUAAAUUGCACUACCCACGGCAUGAAUGCAUUUCUGCAUACGACGAGGAGCUAUCCUUUUUCGGCAUAAUCCCUGAGAUUAUUGGUGACUGUUGUUAUGAAGAAUAUAAGGAUCGCAGGCGAGAGAAUGCAGAGAGAAUCCAAGACGACGCUGAUGACGAGAAUAACAAAGAGGGAGUUUUGCCGGAUAUGACCCUACGCCAAUCAAUGUGGCGGGCAUUUGAAAACCCACACACCAGCACUUUAGCUCUUGUAUUUUAUUAUGUCACUGGCUUUUUCAUCGCUGUUUCAGUCAUAGCCAAUGUGGUGGAAACUGUACCCUGUAGGGCUUCACCUGGCAUGAUUAAGGAUUUGCCCUGUGGGGAGCGCUAUGCCUUGGCAUUUUUUUGUCUCGAUACUGCAUGUGUUAUGAUAUUUACAGUCGAAUAUCUACUUCGCUUAAUCGCAGCACCCAGUCGUUACAGAUUUGUCCGAAGUGUGAUGAGCAUCAUUGACGUGGUUGCCAUCAUGCCCUAUUAUAUUGGGUUGGUCAUGACUGACAACGAGGACGUGAGUGGGGCCUUUGUAACCCUAAGGGUUUUCAGGGUCUUCCGGAUUUUUAAAUUUUCACGCCAUUCACAGGGACUGCGUAUCUUGGGUUACACAUUGAAGAGUUGUGCAUCUGAGCUAGGAUUCCUGCUUUUCUCGCUGACCAUGGCCAUUAUCAUCUUUGCUACAGUGAUGUUCUACGCAGAGAAAGGCUCCACAGCCAGCAAGUUCACCAGUAUUCCUGCAGCUUUCUGGUAUACUAUCGUUACCAUGACUACACUUGGAUAUGGUGACAUGGUUCCCAAGACGAUUGUAGGGAAGAUUGUUGGCUCAGUGUGCUCUCUGAGUGGAGUGCUAGUUAUUGCUUUGCCUGUUCCUGUGAUUGUCUCCAACUUCAGCAGAAUAUAUCACCAGAAUCAGAGAGCUGACAAGCGCAGAGCUCAGAAGGCCUCAAAAGAAGCAGGACAGGCCUUCCUUAGUAAAACCAACCUAUCGUUUGAAAAAGAGCAUCAUCACUUACUGCACUGCCUAGAGAAAACCACGAAUCACAAGUUUGUGGAUGAAGAGACCUAUGAGAAGAACUGCAUGGAAGUUUCGUCAGUGAACCCUCCAGGCUCUCGCUGCUCGUCCAUCUCGUCUCAGCAUGGGCUCACCUCCACUUGCUGCUCUAGAAGGAACAAGAAGACCUUCCGCCUCCCCAACUCCAGCCAUGCGGGGAGCUUGCAGGAGCUCAGUACGAUACAGAUCCGGGAGAGACCACUGAUAUCUAACAGCCGUUCCAGUUUAAAUGCCAAGAUGGAAGACACAGUCCAACAGAACUCUGAGCACCCGUAUGUCACCGCAGCAAUAAUAAGCAUCCGAACUCCACCUGUGACAUCACCUGAAGGGAACAACACGUCAGACUCUCCGGACUACUCUCAGCGCAACAUAGUGAAAGUAUCAGCAUUAUAAACUUUUUUUUCUGGACACUGAAAAAGGCCUCAAACGCACCUGUGCUGGUUCUGUCCAGUUUUUUUGUGAUAGGUCUGACUAGGAAGAAAGAAAGAAAUUCAGAGCUUUUAUUUUCCUGAGUGAAAGUUGAGGCUGUGUGCACAGUUUUUGAGGGAAUCACAUGUUUAACCCUUUACACUUUGUAUUUUGUGUACACCCGAGUGGUUGGACCUCCCCAAGUGAAACUGAGAUGGUGACAAAUAUUCUCUGACAGUGAAAUCAGAUGAGCACAAUGAGACUUUAGGUGUUGAUGCUUCUUUCAUUAGAAAUUGUGUGUGUCUUUUAAUACCUGGUCUGUGACUUGAAGGAAAAUAUCAGCAGCAACUCUGGGCUCAUCAAGUAAAACUUUAGAUUUAUUUAAAAUGAUAUGGGGUUAGGAGGAUCCUUGCUGAGCACACUGAACAUGAUGCAACACCACCAUCCUAGUGCAUGCGCUAUAUAGAGUAUCUGCAGCUCUAACUCAACAGUAAACCUUUCCUAAUAGGCACGUGGUUUAUCCCGAAGCCAAUUUGUGCCAAUAUAUGUGGCUCUCAAGAUGGUUCCUGCAAUGGUUACUGAACUAAUUGCAUACUUUACUGUACAUACUAUUUUCUGUAUAUUCAGUAUUUUACACUAAAACAUUGUUUAGCAAAUCAGUGGCAAAAGAAAAUUCUGUGAUAUUGGUUACGUAUACAUAUAGUAAGAGUAAUAUGACAAAGGACUUUGGUAUGGGAAGGCAAAGGUGGUAUCAUUCAUAGAUCAUAACAGACACACAAACUAGGCUUUAUUUAUUUUCUCAUUUGUUGUGUGUCGGAGCCCAUAGAUAAACAUGAACUUCCCACUUUUAAAUCGGAUUUCAUGGGCCUUUCUGGGUGUUUUAAUACAUCAAGCAUAGUGGUGACUUUGUCCCUUGUAAAAUACAAGCUUCUUCAUUCAGGACUAACAGAUUUUUUAGUAGGGACUGUAUAUUGUGGUAUGAAAUGUUUUCAAGUGUUGAAGUAAAUACUGUCUAAAGUGUACAUUUUAAAUAUGUAAUGAAGUUUAAAACAUGCUUCUCCUAAAAAUACCACAAAUAACAUGAGUUGUGAUAUUUUGUGUGAAAGUACCCAUUUAAAAUAUACAUAAAAAAAUAUGUUCUGAACCUAAAUGAAUUGUGCCGUGUGGUCAAACGUGUUUUAAGAUCUUUCCUUCAGAUACACUAGAAUGCAGCUCAGCAUUUAACCCUCCUAUUAGGUUUCGGGUCUAUUUGACCUGACUCUAGUUUCCAAUUAGCUUAAAUGCUAUUUUUCUUUUCAUUUUCUGUAUAAUGUUUUAUGACUUUUCCUAAAUUGGGGUCAUGAACUUAUACAUAGAAAACAGAACCUUUGUUAUAUAUAUAUAUUUUUUUUUAGAACAGGUCAUGUAUACAAAUAAGAUGUUUCGGGUCACUGUGACCCAUGGCAUUUAUCUAUGUAGAUUUGUGUGCAGGAAUAAAACAAACUUCUUUAAUUUGUUUUUUUUAUUAUUAUAUUUGUAUUAUUGUUUCUGGAAAUUGCUGCACCUGUCUGGAGAUAUUUAUAAACAAAAAAAACAAACAAUAUAGAUCUACAAGAAAGAGCCUAAUUUUAUCUGCCAGUAUUGCAACAGCAUCUCACUGGUAAAGACAUUCCAAAAUGAGGAGCUCCCAGGUUGGCAGUCAGAUAAGUUUUAUCAUAGCUCCUGGACUAAAACAGCAUAAAAGAGUAAAAGCUUUGCAAAUAAAAACAUUUAAUCAAUUUAAGGCUGUUUAAAUUAGUUUGAAAUUGCAUCGGGUCAAUAUGACCCAAAACAUAACAGAGGUACCUAAAUUCUGAACAUAAUAGGAGGGUUAAAUUAAAGGCUCUUCUGCAACAUCAUUUAUUUGAUCAUUUCUUGUAAAAUAUACUUACUGCUCCCAAUAAUAAGAGUUAAUUAUUUGGGACUAGGGAGUAGAUUUAAUCUAAAACUAAGGCAGCUUGUGCAUUCUGAGAAGCUGCUGAAUUGUACAGCUUUUCAGAUUGUUUCUCUGUAUAUGUAGCUGUACGCAGCAUCAAAUCUAACAAUUCCUGAAAUGUGGGGAGCCACAAAAGACUGCUUUAACAAUAUAGAAUAAUAGUAGGUUGGCUCAAUAAUUUAAAAUAGGAUGAAAAACAAAUGCCUGUAGAUCUUUUUUAUUAUUAUUUGGGGAGGGUGAAAAAUGUGAUGCAGGUUGUAAUGUUUCUUUCCUUUCUUAGUUAAUUCUAUUAUAACGUAGGCUACUCUAUGUUUGCGUAGCUGAACUUAUAUUUUCAUUUAUUUUACAAUAUUCAGAAGAUUACAAUGCUGCACAUUACAACAGGGGCAUUUAGUGUUCAACCUAUAGUACAUCUAAAAAUAAGAUGCUUAAAAUAUUUCAUUUUGAAGUACUGCAGCUUUGAUGCUAUCCUGAAUCUAUUGUGACUAUAGUUUUUGUACCUUUGAUGCACUGCCAGUUUUCAAAGAUUUGCAUUCACUGUCUUUUUAAGGCUUGAGUUAUCCAUCCCUCCAUAUUGUGUUUUACUAGAAAGAGAAGCAAUUAAAAUUCUUACAUGGGAUACAAUGUCUAACUGAAUGCAAAAAUAUUGUUGAAGUUUGUUUGCUAAAAUUGAACUCUCCAUAAAACAAUAAAAUAAUUAUCUGUGUAUAAAGGCUAAACCCUUUUUUUAUUUAUGGAAAACACAACAUGUACAUUAAUUUUUAAAAACAUAUUGAAACUCUGUGCAGGAUUUACAGAACUAGGAAUAACAUUGUCCUGUUUCUUCUAAAUUCUGUGAACCUUAACAAAAGAUGGAAUUCUCUUUUCUUUUGUUUUCUGUCAACAGAUGCAAAGACAAAUUAUGUGAGAAAAGAUCUAUAUUCCUUACUGAAUACAACAAAACUAUAUUGGUUACUGGAAUGCCAAUGGAAGCACCAGUGAACCUAUUUACUAAGUAUGCAAUAAUGAUGAGUGUAAUUUGACCGUACCCUUACCUUAUUAUGAUGCGAUCAUUCUGAGUGGUUUGUAAAUGCAAUUACUCAAAUACCGUUUAGUGUGUUUGUUUGUUAUGAUACACCUGUGGUAAGGGGCUUUCGCCUGAGUUGGAGAGAUUUUCAGUUAGUGACCUUUCAUAGAUUUAUGCAACAAGAUCAGCCAAAGUAUCUUAAAAGCAGUAAGAUCCAGCUGAAUUUAGCGAUCUGCCACUUUGGUUCAAGAUUCCUUUUAUUUCAAUGCUGUGCACUAGAUGGUGCUGGCACAUACAAAUAGAAAGACACAUUAGCUGAUCUAGCCCAUUAGAACUGAAGAGUAGCUUCUGAACUCAUAGACAAAGCACAUUAUCACAGGCUGAUCAACAAAAUGUAUAUAUUUGAAUCAUUGCAAUAAGAACCACUCAGAAUGCGUUUCUUCUGUGGUUUGUAUUCAUUAUUUCCACAGGAACUUAUGUUGGGUACAGUGCAGAAACUAUCUGUACAAUGUGGAACGUAAUGAAUGUUAUUGUUGCUGUGAAAAAUAUAGAUUUCCAAGUAUCAUACAAAUAAUUACACCAGCAUUGUGAUUCAUCCUUCUUCAGAAAUGUAAUUUGAAGCUUUAAAUAGUUUAUUGUAUAUUCUUUACAGUUGAUGUUAUUAAAAACUAUUACUCUGUAUACACAAUCUUUAAAAAAAAAUGUGGUCGGACACCAGAAUUCAGGCAGAACUUGACAAAGAGAAUGCUCUCCUGUACUUGC